CAAGGCUGAAACUGAUCUAUAGUAUAAUUUAUAGAUCAACUCAACUGAUAAUUCACAACUGAUAAUCAAGCUGAUCGAUCAACUUCACCAGCACAGCAGGACUACAGUACAUAACAGAUUGCGCAGAGAGAAUGAGCCAAUGGUGAGGCAGCUUUCUCUUGCAUUCCUGCAGUCCCUCCCAGCAGUCUUCUCUUCCCAGAGUGCCGUGCGGUGCGUCAGCCUGAGCCUCAGCGCUCUAUAUAAAGCGGUGGUGGGCAGAGGAGGGCAGCCGUGCAGCGGGUCACGCAGACUGAGAGGAGCCGGACACACUUCAGCGGACACACACACCCACACUGACAGAGAGAGAGAGAGAGAGAGACAGGAUAAUCUCUCAUAACACAGACAGCCAUGGCAGAUAAAAUCAAAAAUGCUAAGAUCGUCUUUGUUGUGGGUGGUCCCGGCUCUGGAAAGGGCACUCAGUGUGAGAAGAUCGUGGCCAAGUACGGCUACACUCACCUGUCCUCAGGUGACCUGCUGCGCGCGGAGGUGGCGUCCGGUUCAGAAAGAGGCAAGCAGCUGCAGGCCAUCAUGCAGAAGGGAGAGCUCGUGCCUCUGGACACCGUUCUGGACAUGAUCAAAGACGCCAUGAUCGCCAAGGCUGACGUCUCUAAAGGUUACCUGAUCGACGGAUACCCUCGAGAGGUCAAGCAGGGGGAGGAGUUUGAGAAGAAGAUCGGCGCUCCGGCUCUGCUGCUGUAUAUCGAUGCUAAAGGCGAGACGAUGGUGAAGAGACUGAUGAAGCGCGGAGAAACUAGCGGCCGCGCAGACGACAACGAGGAGACCAUCAAGAAGCGUCUGGAUCUGUAUUAUAAAGCCACAGAGCCCGUCAUCGCCUUCUACGAGCAGCGCGGCAUCGUCAGGAAGAUAAACUCGGAGCUGCCCGUGGACGAGGUGUUCGCUAUUGUAGAGAAAGCUAUCGAUGAGCUGAAGUAAACAACACUUGACCACCAGA
Molecule: messenger RNA, 991 nt
Organism: Danio rerio (zebrafish)
Lineage: Eukaryota; Metazoa; Chordata; Actinopteri; Cypriniformes; Danionidae
Source: RefSeq, a predicted model, not a curated record